This is a messenger RNA of Cetraspora pellucida, 816 nucleotides long. Lineage: Eukaryota; Fungi; Glomeromycota; Glomeromycetes; Diversisporales; Gigasporaceae. The record is from the annotation of a GenBank genome assembly.
AUGUUUUCAAAAAAAGAAAAAGUAGCAUUAACUGAUGCCCAAAAGGUUGCACUUUGUGCUUAUGCUCAAGAAAAUAAAAUGACACAAGCCAAAUAUGUUGACUGGAUUGAAAAACAAUGGAGCAUUAGAAUUGAUAAAACUAAAAUCCUUGUUAAAGAAUUAGGAGUUCUACCAGAAACAUUACAAUUUUUAUAUGGCUGGUUGCAAAAAUUUAAAGAGAGAAAUGGUAUUCACCAAUUAAAACUUCAGGGUGAAGCUGCAUUAGCAGAUGAUAAUGCUAUUAUUAAUGCUUUGUCAUUGCUAAAAUCCAACUGGAUGUUACAACAAGUUGAAAUAGAAGAACAAGCAGAAGAAUUAAAAAUGAAUGUUUUGCAAGUCAUUCAGUUUAUAAUUCAAAGCUGGAAAGAGAUAAAUUCUAAAACUAUAUAUAAUUCUGUGCUUGCUAAUCUUUCUAAAAUGCUUAAAAAUAUUAAAUUUUCUGACCUUAUGCAAGCUGAAGAGUUUCUAACUAUCAUAGAAGAAAAUAUUACCUAUGAAGUUCCUAAAAAUAAUCAGGCCAUUGAAGAACUUGUAGAAAUAUUCAUCAAUGAAUGUAAUUUAGAAUAUUCUGACACUGAUAAAAUUGAUGAUAGUUUAGAGACUCCUAUCAUCACAUUUAAUAAAAUACUUAAAGGUUUAGAGACAAUUCACCUAUAUCUACUUCAAUAUGAAAAUACUAGUGAGCAUCUAAAGUUAGUUGAUAAAAUCAAAAAAGUUAUUAGAGAAAAAAAAAUAAAUACAAUGCAACAAGCUAUGAUUAAUAGUUAUUUUAGUUAA